CACUCUCCAAUCUAGAUGGCUAGAUCACGUACUUGUUUUUCACACCUUUCUCUGUUCCUCCCACAGGGCUCGGGUGUGAUCAAGGCAGGUUUUGCAGGUGAUCAGAUACCAAAAUACUGUUUUCCAAACUAUGUGGGCAGACCAAAGCACGUGCGGGUCAUGGCUGGAGCUUUAGAAGGGGACAUCUUCAUUGGGCCAAAAGCAGAGGAGCACAGAGGCCUGCUCUCGAUCCGCUAUCCCAUGGAGCAUGGCAUAGUGAAGGACUGGAACGACAUGGAGCGCAUCUGGCAGUACGUGUAUUCGAAGGACCAGCUGCAGACGUUCUCCGAAGAGCAUCCCGUGCUCCUGACGGAGGCUCCCCUGAACCCACGCAAGAACCGAGAGCGAGCUGCUGAAGUUUUCUUUGAGACCUUCAACGUGCCGGCGCUUUUUAUCUCCAUGCAAGCAGUGCUCAGCCUUUACGCGACAGGCAGAACCACGGGAGUGGUGCUGGACUCGGGGGAUGGCGUCACCCAUGCGGUUCCUAUCUACGAAGGCUUUGCCAUGCCUCACUCCAUUAUGCGGAUUGACAUCGCUGGUCGCGACGUAUCCCGCUUCCUUCGCCUCUAUCUCCGGAAAGAAGGCUACGACUUCCACACCUCAUCGGAGUUCGAGAUCGUCAAAACCAUCAAAGAGCGUGCCUGUUACCUGUCCAUAAACCCGCAGAAGGACGAGACGCUGGAGACGGAGAGAGCCCAGUACUACCUGCCAGAUGGAAGCACUAUUGAGAUCGGCCCUGCCCGCUUCCGAGCCCCCGAGUUGCUGUUCCGGCCUGACCUCAUUGGAGAGGAGUGCGAGGGGCUGCACGAGGUGCUGGUCUUCGCUGUUCAGAAAUCUGACAUGGACCUGAGGCGAACGCUCUUCUCCAACAUCGUGCUGUCCGGGGGCUCCAGGCUCUUCAAAGGCUUCGGAGACAGGCUCUUGAGCGAAGUGAAGAAGCUGGCACCCAAGGACGUCAAAAUAAGGAUAUCCGCUCCGCAGGAGAGACUCUACUCCACGUGGAUCGGUGGCUCUAUUCUGGCCUCAUUGGACACCUUUAAGAAAAUGUGGGUUUCAAAGAAGGAAUAUGAAGAAGACGGAGCCCGGGCCAUCCACCGAAAAACCUUCUAGCCCUGGGCCCGUCCGGGGGAGACUCACUCCAGUUCUAAACUCGCUUUUCUGAGUCCGAGUGUCUGUGAGGAGCUGCGUGUGUGUGUGCGUGCGUGCAAGCGGGCCCCCGAAACGGCAGGAAGCAGAGAGGAGGGGGGAGAGUAGAUUUUUUUUUUUAUUUUUUUUUUUUAACUGUAGGAGGAAAAAUAAUCAGGCCCCAUUUCUCCAGCGUGACCCCUUUUACUUUCACUCCUCCGGUGGCUGCAGCGGUCGCUAUGGAGGGGGAGUGGCCUAGAAACUGAACAGCCAGGCCGCCGGGCUGUGACCGUCGCAAGUCAGUUAGGUGUAGUAGUGUAGCCUGAGGCUCCAACCCCUGGAAUGCCCUUACUUGAGGGCGCCCCGUGGCACCGGUUGCCCAGCAGCGAGCGCGUCUCUGGCCAGUUUGUCCUUUCUUUUUUUUCCGUUGUUUUUGAUAUAUUUUUAUACGGGAGAAGCACAGUGGGGCAGCCCUCUCCCCCAUUUGUUUGGAGUUUGUUAGUAUGUGCAUGAACUCCUUGGCCUGCUGUGGGUCUGGACCAUGCCUGCACAACUCUGCUAGGACUGAGUUUGUUUUGCAUGGUGCUGGUCACAACCCCCCUCCUCCGCUCUGACUGUCCUAGAUGGUUAUGAUCUGUCUUUUGGAGGCUGACCUUCGUUCUCCUUGGGAAGCGAGUGCCCCAGGUGGGUACAAAGGCGCUAGCGUGUUUGCUCGGAAAGGUUUACAGCGCGGUGUUCUCUCCGUCAGAGGAAGCUGUUUCUCCCCCCUUUCUCUUACAGCAGGGUGUCGGAACCGUCCAUUUUCAGCCAGACAAAAUCUCUUUCCUUUGAUCCGUCCUUGGGCAAAAGCAGACGGGAAAAGGCCAUUGUGACUUGCGGGUUAUUUUAUUUAUUGCAAUGUUUAAGGAAUAUGUAAGUUACUAACACAGCUGCUGUUUUGGGGCAGUGGCUGCCCCGGUGGGUCUCCUAAAACCCUCGGACUGAAUUUCCCACUGUCUGAUGCUAACACUAAUGUUUACAGCACAUGCUUAGCAGAGUAGCCAGCCAGCCCCGCUCCACUCCUUGGUGACCGUCAGUCGGAGCGUUCUCUAUGAAUGCUCUAAACGAGAGGACAAUAAACAGUGUUCGUACGUUGGCAUUA
Pelodiscus sinensis (Chinese soft-shelled turtle) is the source of this 2305-nucleotide messenger RNA. NCBI's taxonomy places the organism in Eukaryota, Metazoa, Chordata, Testudines, Trionychidae. The record is from RefSeq and is a predicted model, not a curated record.